AUGAUUAUAUUUGCAACAACUUUCCAGAAUCCUUGCCAAAAGAAGCCUUGUUUUAAUGGUGGUAAGUGUUCUCUUCUUCAAUACAACCGAAAAGACUAUCAGUGUCGAUGUUUGAAGGGCUAUGAAGGCACACAAUGUGAGACAGAUAUUGAUGAGUGCUCUGCUGGAAAAAACAAAUGCCAAUUAGCUGGCUUGCAGUGUUCAAAUUCUAUCGGCGGCUAUACAUGUAAACGUACUUUCAGCGCAAAUGGGUCAGGUCGGAAUGGCAACAUCCAAUCGUUUGUCAUAAGAAAAACUGGGAAAUACAUGAUACGAGCAGAAGGAGCAAGAGGUGGGACACACUAUUACACCUAUGGAUACAAACCAGGAACUUACUAUGGAGGGAGGGGUGCGGUCGUCGUUGCCACCAAAGUGAUCACUGUUGGCACUACACUGAAUAUUGUAGUCGGUAAAAGAGGAGGAAACUCGGUCGAAGUCAGUGGAGGAGAAACCACCAGAAAGACCGCAGCUCAACUUGGCAAAUCAGUCGAGGAUAACGCAGGCACUGGUGGGGGUGGGGGUAGCUUUGUUUAUACGGCUGACAAUAUUUUAUUGGUGGCCGCAGGGGGUGGUGGGGGUGCAUCCUCUGGAUAUCAUGGUGUUAGCGGUACUUUGAGUACUUCUGGGACAUCAAGCAUGGGAUUUAACGCCAAUCAUUCUCGAGGGGGAGGUACAUUUGGUAGCCCAGGCAAGUGUAACAAUGUCGGUGCCAGCUACCAUGGAGGGGUUGGUGCGGGUUGGCAUGGCCAGGGAUGCGCACGAGYUGAUAAUAGUCCGCACGGAGAGCCAGGUGGGUCACGUGCUGAGGGCUGGGUAGGAGGGCGCGCCGGAAAUAUGAACAGCGGAUAUAACGGUGGACCUACUCCUGGUGCGGUAGGGGGAUUUGGAGGGGGUGGGGGUGGAUCAGAAGACAAUGGUGCAUCCGGAGGUGGAGGUGGAUACUCGGGAGGUGGCAGUGGCACACAUGAACGUCAAGCCGGUGGGGGAGGGGGCUCAUACUGCCGUCCAAGUGAUUGUCGCAAGUACUCUGGAGCGAAU
Messenger RNA from Exaiptasia diaphana, 1077 nucleotides. Its product is annotated as glycine-rich cell wall structural protein 1.0. The record is from RefSeq and is a predicted model, not a curated record. NCBI's taxonomy places the organism in Eukaryota, Metazoa, Cnidaria, Anthozoa, Actiniaria, Aiptasiidae. The transcript has 4 exons. Gene Ontology annotation, molecular function: calcium ion binding. The annotation marks the transcript as partial.